AUGAAUGGCGAUACUAACGGCCAUUCGGAGGCUAACAUCGACCGUUAUCUGACGCGCAAUGUCUUGGAUCAGUUCCUUCUCAACGGCAAUGUCGUUGUGAUUACUGGAGGUGGCAGAGGGAUCGGCCUUGCUCUGGCAUUCGCCGUUGCCGAGGCCGGUGGACUGGUCGCCAUCGUUGAUGCCCUGCCAGAGCCGCACGAGCAUUACACGCAGCUAUUGAAGAUCUCGCCCAAGUCCAAGUUCUAUCGGUCCGAUGUCACCGACUUCAACCGGUUGAAAGGGACAUUCGAGAGUAUCGUUGCUGACUUUGGCCGGAUUGAUGGUUUAGUGACCGCCGCCGGAGUAUGCUUCGACAAUCGCUUUCUAGAUAAGACUCCCGACAGCGUGGUGCGAACUUUCUCCAUCAAUGUUUUUGGGACUUUCUUCGCAACGCAACUAGCCGUCGCACGAAUGGUUCAACAACCCCGAAAACCCAAUGCUUCGGGUGCUGGCUCCAUUGUGAUGAUUGCAUCUGUGGCGGCACACCAAUCCAGCAAUCACCAGUUCACGAGCGACUACUGUUCUAGCAAGGGGGCGGUCGUGUCUCUGAAGAGUCAAUUGGCUGUUGAGCUCUCCAAAGACGGGAUUCGCGUCAAUUGUAUUUCGCCAGGAUAUAUCAACACUGACACCCUCGUCAAUUAUGGCAAGCUUCAUCCGAAGGUUGCUGAGGUUGCUGUGACAGAGCCUCCUGCCCAUCGCAUGGGAGACAGAAGCGAACUCAAGGGCGCCGCUGUGUACCUUUUGAGCGAGGCGAGCUCUUACAUGAGCGGCUCUGAGAUGCUGGUCACUGGAGCACUACAUGUUGGUCGCUACUGGGAUGGAAGUUGA
Molecule: messenger RNA, 867 nt
Organism: Fonsecaea multimorphosa CBS 102226
Lineage: Eukaryota; Fungi; Ascomycota; Eurotiomycetes; Chaetothyriales; Herpotrichiellaceae
Exons: 4
Coding region: 1-867 (288 amino acids)
Cellular component (GO): intracellular anatomical structure
Molecular function (GO): oxidoreductase activity, acting on NAD(P)H, oxygen as acceptor
Source: RefSeq, a predicted model, not a curated record